This is a messenger RNA of Pseudogymnoascus verrucosus, 1265 nucleotides long. RefSeq lists its product as uncharacterized. The record is from RefSeq and is a predicted model, not a curated record. Bases 106 to 801 code for a protein of 231 amino acids. The transcript has 3 exons. NCBI's taxonomy places the organism in Eukaryota, Fungi, Ascomycota, Leotiomycetes, Thelebolales, Thelebolaceae.
CACACUCGUUCCGUACACUUUGCGAAUUCUUCAUCUUGUAUCAACAUUGCUCUGCUAUUCAUUCACUCAUUACUCUGUCUAAUACCACUGACUACUACCACCAUCAUGCGUGCCUCCGUACUUCUACUUGCUGCCGCCUCUGCGGUCGUCGCCUCGGCCGAGACAGUCGAGCUGUUUGGCGCUGGGGACGCCGGUGGUGAAUUCGUUGUUUAUCCCGUUGGCUCUGAUGCAGCCGCAACCACGUAUCUUCUGGGCUGCCCCAUCAAAUCGGUGCCGACCACCGGGGAGAACUGCCUAUUCUUGGAGCCGCUGAAGUAUACCAUUGGGCCCAGCUCAGUGCAGAUGGAGUCUACUAUGGAGGAUCUCACCCUCACCCAACAGUGCGCGCUCGCAGGCACGACUCGGGCUGUUUGCACAGUUCGUUACAGUGGACCUGGCACUUUGAAUUUCGAGAGCGAUACCGACAAGACUGAGACGACAAUGACCCUUACUGGCAAAAAUGCCGAGACGCUUUGGGGCCCCGCAACUGUUGUCCACGAUAUAUCCUCCAUUUACAAUGGUGCUGCCACAAGCACUGAUGGUUCGAGCCCCCCUGCCACGACCGGACCAGGUGUCACCUCUGCGCCAACCAGCACACCUACUGGCACUGCUGGGACUGGCACCACUGGGACCGAUUCUAAGGCCGCCGAGACAUCCGUCCAGACAUCUGCAUCCACGGGUGGGAUGCCUCAGAUUACCGGUUGCGCUGGAUGGGCUGUCGGCGGUGUGGCUGCUGCUGCCGUUGCCCUCGCUGCGUUGUAGAUGACACUCGGUGAUUGGAGAAUUGCCCUUCAGCUUGACGAGGACGCGGGCCAGGACGAACGUCGGAGGCCCAAGAACCGGCGUGAGAUGAAUGCGCUGCUGUGAGAAACAUCAUCUGUAAUUAAAUAUUGACAACUGCAUGGUUCUUUUGAUCAGAUUCUUUCUUUGAUUGCUCACUAGAUAUUGACUCCAGUCAAUCUGGUGUAGAUUGUACAGUACGAUACAGGACUUGCAUAAAGUUGGGCAUCAUACGGCGUAUUCAUAAGAGAAAGGCGGAUUCAUUGAUGUAGUUAACAUGAGCGCAACAAAUAAAUAAAUAAGCCAACUAAUAGGACAACUGAUGCACAGUAAGAGGAUAUGUCCUCGUGCCGCCCAAAUGUCCGAAGAGGGCCGUCCAUAUUAGCUGCGAAUUGAUCUCACCCAUUCGAAAUGAUACAAUCCAUCUCUUUGGUUCUAUUUCUGAG